Solanum dulcamara is the source of this 1375-nucleotide messenger RNA. Its product is annotated as nuclear pore complex protein NUP98A-like. Gene Ontology annotation, biological process: RNA export from nucleus; post-transcriptional tethering of RNA polymerase II gene DNA at nuclear periphery; protein import into nucleus. NCBI's taxonomy places the organism in Eukaryota, Viridiplantae, Streptophyta, Magnoliopsida, Solanales, Solanaceae. The record is from RefSeq and is a predicted model, not a curated record. Gene Ontology annotation, cellular component: nuclear pore cytoplasmic filaments; nuclear pore. The coding region runs from base 1 to 1233 and encodes 410 amino acids. The transcript is spliced from 8 exons. Gene Ontology annotation, molecular function: structural constituent of nuclear pore.
AUGUACUCUGUCCUGUUUGAUCUUUUGCUUUGCAUAUAUAAUCUUGGAAGCCCAAAGAGGGUCUUGCAUUCUCUGAAAAGUGCCUUUGCUAAGAAUCGCCCUUGUGCAUCCCAGUGUCUUCUUCAAAAUUGUUGUGAGGAUGACCUGCUUUGCACACGUGCUUCUCCUUCCCCAUUGCAGCUGUUGUCCAGUGGGUUUGGGAUUCAUCCGAGUUCCCUUAAUAAAUCGAAUGCAAGCGAUGGUUCAUUCAAGCUCCCAAGAUACAUCUCAGGUCCUGAUGUUUACACAGUGAAGAUCUUUCAAUAUUUUUGGAUAUUAGAGGAAGUAGAACAACAUCAUACAUUGCAUCUCCUUGUGAAAGUAGCUGUGCGCAUUGAGCUUCUCAGUGGGAUUUCUUAUGGACCACAUGUCUUUAAUGCAGCAACGAAUGCUACAUCUGGUCAAACAGAAAACGUAUCUCCGGGCUUGUCCACUUUACCAGCAUUUGGAAGGAAAUAUGACGUUAAUAGUGUAGCCAAUGAGCCUCUGUUGUUGUCCAAGGAUGUCAAUGUCUCAGACUCCUCCAUUCUUGGAUAUCCAAGAGCUCCUGCAUUUGGUGUUCCAAGCAACUCACACGUUGGCACCCCAAGAUUUGAUUCCUAUUCCUUUGGCCAACCAGCAGUAUACAUGUCAGGGAGCAAAGGAAACGAAAGUACAACACCUUUGCUCAAGAGCUCUGGUUUUGGAAAGUCUGCAUUUGGUAUUAAUCAGAAAGGAAGUAGAACAACAUCAUACAUUGCAUCUCCAGAGAUAGAUAGUAUAAGACCCGGUGGUGCAAACAUUCAAUCCAUUUGUGGAAUGCAGACUUAUCAAGAUAAAAGCCAUGACGUGUUGAGGUUUGAGGACUACCAGUUAGGUGAUAAAGGAACAUUAGCCUCUAAUGCAGCAACGAAUGCUACAUCUGGUCAAACACAAAACAUAUCUCCGGGCUCAUCCACUUUACAAACAUUUGGAAAGAAAUAUGACGUUAACAGCGUGGCCAAUGAACCUCUGAUGUGGUCCAGGGAUGCCAAUGUCUCAGGCUCCUCCAUAUUUGGAUCUCUAAAACCUACUUCAUUUGGUGUUUCAAGCAACUCACACUUUGGCACCCCAAGAUUUGAUUCCUAUUCCUUCGGCCAAGCAGCAGUAUCCAUGUCAGGGAGCAAAGGUUUACUUUACUGUCCAUUUUCUCAUGUAUUGGAGCAGAUGAUAUAAGAUUAUAUACCGGUCAAUGUGCAUUACUAUAUGCUCUACAUUGAUUUGAAAUCCAUGUUGAUCUUUUGUCAAAUAUUAGUACUAAGUACUAUUAAUUCCUACUUUAUAUUUUUGGAUAUCCUAAGUGUUUAAUCUUUAGAUC